Molecule: messenger RNA, 471 nt
Organism: Prunus armeniaca (apricot)
Lineage: Eukaryota; Viridiplantae; Streptophyta; Magnoliopsida; Rosales; Rosaceae
Source: the annotation of a GenBank genome assembly
AUGGGUUCUUCUAGUGGGGUUUCUUCAGGGUCAAGCAUGCUUCAGAACUCAGGCUCUGAUGAAGAUCUUCAUCAGGUCAUGGACCAAAGAAAGCGCAAAAGAAUGCUAUCCAAUCGGGAAUCGGCACGUAGAUCUAGGAUGCGCAAACAGGAACAUCUGACCGAUCUGACGGCUCAAAUUAGUCUUCUGAAGAAGGAGAACCACCAAAUCCUCACAAGCAUGAAUGUGACCAACCAACUCUACAUGAACCUUGAGGCAGAGAACUCUGUCCUCAGAGCUCAGAUGGAUGAGCUCAGCAACAGACUGCAGUCUCUCAAUGAUAUCAUAGACUGCAUUAACUCAAGCAAAUGGCUUUUUGAGGCUGAAGAAGAAGACACUCAGAUUAUUGGUGGUGAUGGAUUUCCUAAUCCAUGGAGCACUCUCUGUUUGAACCAACCAAUUAUGGCUUCUGCUGACAUGUUUAUGUGUUAA